Molecule: messenger RNA, 888 nt
Organism: Triticum dicoccoides
Lineage: Eukaryota; Viridiplantae; Streptophyta; Magnoliopsida; Poales; Poaceae
Product: plasmodesmata-located protein 5-like
Exons: 3
Coding region: 1-888 (295 amino acids)
Source: RefSeq, a predicted model, not a curated record
AUGGCGCUCUCCCGCCGCCUUCUCCUCUUCCUCUCCCUCGUCGCCAUCACGGCGGGCACGGGCACCUCCGAGAUGAUCGUGACAAGGUGCUAUCCGCCGCCGACGCCCACUGUCAACGGCAGCACCAGCGCGUUCUUCCGCCGCGAUCUCCUCUCGCUACUCGACGCCCUCCCCUCGGCCGCCGCGUGGACGGGCUUCGCCUCCUUGCGGACCGGCGGCUCGUUCGCCCGCGGCCUCUGCUUCGGCGACCCCGCGCCGGACUCGUGCUUCCGCUGCCUGUCCGACGUCGGCAGGAAGAUCACCGACCUGUGCGACGACGCCAGCCGGCGCGCGGGCUUCCUGAACGACGGCUGCUUCGUAGGCUACGCCGACACCAACGCGUCCUCCGCCGGCGCGGACGACAACAACAUCAGUGGCGUGUCAUUCUCCGGCGACGUCAUCCCGCGCAUCGACGCCGGCGACGCGCUGAAGCUCACGGCCGUGGCGUGGUCCUUGGUCCCGCGGUCCGUGAACGGCCAGGUGGCCGCCGCCGACGCGACUGCCACGGCGAGCAACGGCGACACGGUGCGCGUGCUGGCACAGUGCGCGACGGACCGCGCCCCGGCGGAGUGCGCCCGGUGCCUGCGGGAUUCGUCGCUGCAGAUGGCCAAGAGCUGGGGGCUCACGCGCAGCGCCAGCACCGUGCAGGCGGUUCUCGGCUCGAACUGCUACCUCCGCUUCGAGAUAUCGGCACCGCCCGUGGGAGAGAAGAUUCGGAGGAUCGUAAAGGGUCACAUUGUCCUGACUGUGUGCAUUGGCUUCAUCAUCGCCGUAGCCGUCGCCGUGCUGGUGGUGGUGAGAAGAAAGGCCGGGAAUACAGAAGCACCAGCGGCGGAAGGGAAGCCAUGA